Magnolia sinica is the source of this 3251-nucleotide messenger RNA. RefSeq names its product protein SEMI-ROLLED LEAF 2. The record is from RefSeq and is a predicted model, not a curated record. The coding region runs from base 76 to 3054 and encodes 992 amino acids. The transcript has 20 exons. Lineage: Eukaryota; Viridiplantae; Streptophyta; Magnoliopsida; Magnoliales; Magnoliaceae.
GAGCCAGGUUGUUUGGUGGGAAGAGAAAAAAAGAAAAGGAGAGAGAGAACAUACAGAUCUGGUGUGCAGUGGAAAAUGGGCUUUAUUUCGAGGAAGGUGCUUCCUGCAUGCGGCAGCAUGUGUGUAUGCUGCCCUGGUUUAAGGUCGAGCUCUCGGCAACCCGUGAAGCGCUACAAGAAACUGCUUGUUGAAAUCUUCCCCAAAACCAUUGAUGGCCCUCUGAAUGAACGGAAAAUCACAAAGCUAUGCGAAUAUGCUUCGAGGAAUCCUAUGCGUGUUCCAAAGAUUGCAAAGUAUCUUGAACAAAGGAGCUACAAAGAAUUGCGAUGCGAGCACAUAAAUUUUGUUAUCAUUAUUAUGGAAGCAUACAAUAAAUUGCUUUGCAUGUGUAAGGAGCAGAUGGCAUAUUUUGCUGUCAGUUUACUUAAUGUGAUUCUUGAACUUUUGGAUAACAAGCGGGGAGACAAUCUAAGGAUUCUUGGAUGCCAAACGUUGACGAGAUUCAUUUAUAGUCAAGCAGAUGGCACAUAUACAUACAAUAUUGAGAGUUUGGUCCCUAAAGUAUGUGCACUGGCUCGUGAAUCUGGAGAAGAAUGUGACAAGCGCUGCUUGCGGGCAUCAAGUUUACAAUGCCUUUCAGCAAUGGUGUGGUUCAUGGCAGAGUUUUCACAUAUUUUUACUGAUUUUGAUGAGAUUGUACAUGUCACCUUGGAAAACUAUGGGGUGGAUGAUCUCGACGAGGAAAGAGGAGAAUCACAUCAUAACUGGGUUGAUGAAGUAGUCAACUCUGAAGCAAGAUGUGGUUCUGGUAAUGAUGUAAACCCAAGCUGUAUGGUUGUCCGGCCACGACCUGAAAAGAAAGAUCCUUCAAUGUUGACAAGAGAAGAGAUUGAGACACCCAAAGUGUGGGCGCAAAUUUGUAUACAGAGAAUGGUUGAAUUGGCAAAGGAAAGCACAACAAUGCGCCGGGUACUGGACCCCAUAUUCAUAUGUUUUGACAAAGGAAGACACUGGACUCCUAGGCAGGGGUUGGCAAUGCUUGUUCUGUCUGACAUGUCUUACUUGGCAGAGAGUUCAGGGAAUGAAAAAUUUAUUAUGUCAGCUAUCAUCCGUCAUCUGGACCAUAAAAAUGUUGGACACGAUCCUCAAAUUAAAUCUGAUAUCAUUCAGAUUGCUACUGCCUUGGCCCGGCAAUUAAGGUCACAAGCUGUUGUUGUAGAAAUUGGAGUUGUUAGUGAUUUGUGCAGGCAUUUGAGAAAAAGUCUUCAAGCAAUGGUUGAAUCAGUUGGGCAGCAAGAGUUGAACUUGAACAUUUCCCUUCAAAAUUCUAUUGAAGAUUGCUUACUGGAGAUUGCUAAAGGGAUUGGUGAUGCACGGCCACUAUUUGAUAUGAUGGCAAUAACAUUGGAGAAGCUGCCGCUUGUUGGGGUUGUUACGAGGGCCAUUAUUGAAUCCUUGCUGAUUCUUGCUCAUAUCAUUUCUUUAGCUUCUGUCCACUCAUAUUCACAGCAGAUCUUUCCAGAGGCACUCCUCCUCCAACUGUUGAAGACCAUGAUGCAUCCAGACGUCGAAGCACGUAUAGGAGCUCACAGGAUAUUCUCCGUUCUCCUUGUUCCAACUUGUAACCAUCCAAGGCACGAGUCUGCUUCUUUCCAAUCAGGGUACUUAGGACCAAGGAGGUGGCAGUCCAAAACAGCAUCUGCAUUCGCCUCAGCUUCUGCUCUACUUGAGAAGCUCCGCAGGGAAAAGGAAAGUGUAAAAAUUGAAAGAUUAGGAAAUGAUGCUCAUGAUGAUAUUAAGGAAAAAGAAGUAGCAGAUGAAGAUUGGAAACUUGGCUGGGUCCGCAAAACUUCACCAAACUUCUACAAAAUUAGUUGCUCUAUUAUUGACAGGACAGCUGGUUCGACUAGCUCAGCGGACACCGAACCGAAUAUUGUUAAGCUAAGUGAGGAUCAAACAACCCAGUUGCUCUCUGCUUUCUGGAUACAAGCAAAUCUUCCAGAUAAUUUGCCCGUGAAUUUUGAAGCGAUUGCUCAUUCUUACAGCUUGGCACUCCUUUCUUCACAUCUCAAGAAUUCAAAUCAUAACAUCGUUAUCCGCUUCUUUCAGCUUCCGUUGUCUCUCAGAAAUGCAUCCAUGGAUCCUAAUGGAAUGUUGCCCCCAUCAUGCCAAAGAUCACUAUUUACAUUGGUGGUUGCCAUGCUAAUGUUUGCAGCAAAAAGCUAUCACAUACCGCAGCUGAAUGACUUUCUUAAGUCAUUAAUUUAUAUUGAUGUUGACCCAUAUCUGAGUAUUGGUGAUGACUUGCAAGUGUAUGUAAAGCCUCAAGCAGAUGUGAGAGAAUAUGGCUCUACCGCUGAUCAACAGGCCGCAAUGUUCUCACUCUCUGAGCUGAGGAAGACAAUGGGUGAAACUGACAAGGCUUUACUAGACAUAAUAGUGCAAGGCCUCUAUACUAUCACCGAGAUGGACACUGAUGACUUGGCGAAACAACUGUCAGAAGCAUUUACACCCGAUGAUGCAUUCCUGUUUGGCCCACAAAAGAUACAUGACUUGGACCACAUUCAGGCGAUUGGUCUCUCCACAAAAUCACUUUCCUUUGACGAGGAUUUUCCACCAAGCUCAUCAUUGGAGGAUGAUUUAGUCAGCGAAUCAUCAGCUGCCGACUUCCCUCGGUUUGUUGCCAGAAUUCCAGCUUCCCCAACUUUGUCACAAAUAAUUAGCGUUGGGCAGUUACUUGAAUCGGCACUCGAGGUAGCAGGUCAGGUUGCGGGUGCAUCUGUCUCAACCUCGCCGCUCUCAUACAGCACAAUGGCUAGCCAGUGCGAGGCCCUUGGCAAAGGCACAAGGAGGAAGCUAUCGAGUUGGCUGAAUCAUGACUCGAAGGCAGAUCAGUUGUUGCUGACUCUCCCUGCGGAUAGGCAUUCCCCAGUUGAAAAGAUAAGCGGUGACUGGAAUGGGCUGGAAGGCAUCUCCCCAUCAGAGCCAUGGCUGGCGCUGAGGCUGCCACCUGCUAGCCCAUUUGAUAACUUCCUCAAGGCAGCAGGAUGCUGAGGUAAAAGCUCCGAUCAUAGCAGCAUUUCACAAUUAUGUUUUUUUGUGUAUAAUAGCAGGUGGCAUUGGUUGCAUAGGAUUGAAAUUCAGAGAUUCCUAGUUUUACUUGACAUAUGAAUGCAACCCCACAUGAUGCACUUUUGUAAGUACUGUUUCUGUUCGAUUGAUAGAGGAGAACGUAGUAGAAUUUCAUCCAA